Messenger RNA from Chelonus insularis, 1898 nucleotides. RefSeq names its product inactivation no afterpotential D (gene inaD). The transcript is spliced from 15 exons. Bases 99 to 1829 code for a protein of 576 amino acids. Gene Ontology annotation, molecular function: protein binding. The record is from RefSeq and is a predicted model, not a curated record. Lineage: Eukaryota; Metazoa; Arthropoda; Insecta; Hymenoptera; Braconidae.
UAGGUGAUCGCAUUCUGCAAGUAAAUGACUGUAAUUUGAGAGACUGUACUUACGAAAAUGCUAUUGAAGUAAUAAAAAAGACUGAGAAUGCCAUUAAAAUGGUUGUACAAUCUUUUAUAAUAUCAGGAAAUGAAUAUAAUGAGAAAAAAGAAGAUUCGACUCAUUUCAACAAUCAUGACGUUUUGAAUAAUCUUCUCUCAUCGGACGCUCAGCUGUCGGAUUCAGCAACCUACAUCAAUGGUACAAAUUAUCAGGCUAAUCCAGUGCAGCUUCAUUCAAAUUUGUCAAAUAAUACCGAACCGAAGAAUAUACAUGUGACUAGAGCACCAAAGUCAGAAGAAAGUUCAGAAAGUGAGGAUGAACGCUAUUUGGAAGGAAAUGUAUAUACAAAGGCAGGAAUGGAGAUUUCGCGUAAGAGUGCUGGAAAUGUUAAGAGGUCACAAACAGAGGUAAACGCUGAUCCGGAAACCGAAGAUGAAUUUGGAUAUACAGAACGUAAAAUAAAGAAAAAAUAUUCAAGCAUUAGUAAUGAAGUGAUGCUAGUUACUCUGCAACGGAAUGGGCGACAUGUUGGUCUAUUUCUUGCUGGUCAUAAAGAUAGGACAAUGAUGGGCAGUUUUGUGGCUGGGUUUGAUAAAAAACAAUGCAACGUAGCAACUGAUCAGCUUAGGAUUGGCGAUGAAAUUUUAGAGGUCAAUGGUCAUGUUAUCUCAGGUCGAUGUCAUCUGAAUGCAUCUGUUGUGAUAAAAAAACUACCACAAAUGGUCAUUAAAAUGAUUAUAAGACGCGCUGAUGGACCAAAUAACAUAGCUGUUCCAAAAGCUAUAUUUCUGCCUUUAAUCUUAGAUGAUCAAGAGCAGUAUAAUCAAUUUGAAGGUGUCCGUACAGUAAAUAUAAACAAGGGACAUUAUGGACUAGGCAUUAUGAUAAUACAAGGAAAGCAUACGAAAGUUGGUCAAGGAAUAUUUGUGUCUGAUGUCCAGGAAGAUAGCGCUGCUGAACAGGCUGGCAUUCAAAUUGGUGACAUGAUUUUGGCAGUAAAUUCGGACACAUUGUUAGAUUCAACGUAUGAACAGGCAACAAAUAUUUUGAAACAAGCAGAAGGAGUUCUUACGCUCACAGUUUGCAGCACGAAAAAUUCGAACGAAAGCCAUGGGAUAGAGGACUCUCUAACUCAUCAAGCUACAAGAAAUGAUCCAGAAAAAAUUGCUGGCGAUAAAAAUUGUUCAACCAAUAUAAUUCAAUCUCAAAAUGUUAUCGAGAACCACCAACAGAAAGGAGGUCCAAAGAAGAUGACAGUAGAUAUAAUAAAACAAACUAACAGUUCAGUCGAAUUCUUGUGGGUUGGAGGAAAAGAUACAUCUCACGGAGCAGUUUUUAUUCUCGACGUUAUAUUAAGUGAUAAAACAGAUCAAACGAACUCCUUGUUUUCAGGAGAUCAGAUCUUAGAGUACGGAUCAGAAAAUUUCAAAACGUUAAAAUCAGAGGAGGUAUCGCAAUCAAUCCUUAGCUCAUCAGGGAGUCUCAAAAUUAAUAUUCUGAGAGAUUCUUCAGUUGUUGAGACAACAGAUAUUGAAAUACCUCGACGAAACAUGAAGCCAUUGGGCAUAAUUCUGAAAGAAUUUUCUAAUAACAAAGGAGCAUUUAUAUCGGAUUUGGUGACUAGUAAUGAGACUAUAGAAUCUGGAAAACUUCAAAUAGGAGAUGCACUGACGGAAAUUGGUGGUCAUGCAGUCCAUGAAUUGCCGCUCGAAGAAAUUGUGAUAAUAUUGAAGUUUUCAGAAGUAGUUUUAUUCAAAAUCACAAAAUAUCGAGUUUCAAACAAUUGAUACUGACUCAUCAUAAAAUAAUAUGUAAAGAGCUGCUAUUAAAGAAUAAAGAAGUGUAGCAUAAUUCAA